UGCUAUGUUAUCAUAAAACCUGUUAGUAGUUGAAAUAAUUGUACAGUAAUGAUAAGACAAGUACAAUUAAUGAGGUCAAGUAUUCAGUAGGCUUCAUUGUAGCGGGUCUCUCUCACUUGCCUCCCCACCUAUCGGCGUUAGAGGGACGCUAGGGCACAAGUUGCACACUGAUAGUGACAGUGGACAGACCUGAUGCAGUUUGUCUGUGUUCUUCAAGCUGUACGGAAGUGUGACCAUUUUAAACGAAGACCUCUCACGGAGUCACCUGGGCAUGCUGGGGACUCUGAACACGAGGAAUGUACGCCGACUGGUGGCAAAGCGCCUGCCGCUGUUGAACUGGCUACCCUAUUACAAGCCAAGCAUCGCGGUGGCUGACCUGGUCGCAGGCGUCACAGUGGGCCUGACACUCAUCCCGCAAGCCAUUGCCUACGCAUCCCUCGCGGGACUCCACGCACAAUAUGGUCUGUAUUCUGCCAUGGCGGGUGCUGUGGUCUACAUCAUGUUUGGGACCUGCAAGGAAGUGAACAUCGGUCCCACGGCGCUGAUGUCACUGCUCACUUACACGUACACGCACGAAACAAACCCGGACAUGGCGGUGCUUCUGUGUUUCCUCACCGGCUGUAUAGUGUUUCUGUGUGGCAUCCUGCAGCUGGGGUUUCUGGUAGAAUUCGUAUCAGUACCAGUAGUUGCUGGCUUCACGUCAGCAUCAGCCAUCAUAAUUGCGAGCUCCCAAGUAAAAGGUCUGUUUGGAUUGAGCUACAGUUCCGAGGGAUUCGUGGAUUCCUGGACCAAACUGUUCCAGAAUAUUGGCAGCACGAGGAUGUGGGAUACGGUGCUGGGCGUCUGUUGCAUCAUCAGCCUACUGUGUCUCAGGAGACUAAAGGACAUUAGGCUGGGUGAACCUGGGAAGGAGACCAGUCGACAGAGAGCCCUCACCAAACUCUGUUUCUUCAUAGCUACAGGACGCAAUGCAAUGGUGGUUGUAAUUUGUGCUGUCAUAUCGUACAUCUUCAAGAGCCAAGGACAAACGCCAUUCGUACUUACAGGUCAGAUCGAGGCGGGACUUCCCCACGCCGGACCUCCCCCCUUCUCUACCUUUUACGGCAACCAGACCCACAGUUUUACUGACAUGGUGAGCCACUUGGGAUCCGGGAUAGCCAUUGUUCCCAUCAUUGCAAUUCUUGGCAAUGUUGCUAUCGCUAAAUCAUUUUCAAGCGGUGCUAUGUUGGACGCCACGCAGGAGAUGAUAACAUUGGGCCUCUGCAACGUCGUGGGCUCCUUCUUGCGGUCCAUGCCCAUCAGUGGAUCUUUUACUCGCAGUGCUGUCAACAACGCCAGCGGAGUUCGGACGCCAUUUGGAGGCCUCUAUACAGGCAUCAUGGUGAUCCUGGCACUGAGUCUGCUGACACCGUACUUCUACUUUAUUCCGAAAGCCACCUUAUCGUCUGUGAUUAUCUGUGCAGUACUCUUCAUGGUUGAGAUUGGCAUGGUGAAACCGAUGUGGAAGUCAAACAAGCGGGAUCUGGUGCCUGGGUUCCUCACCCUGAUUGCUUGCUUGGCCAUUGGCGUGGAACUGGGCAUUGUGAUCGGAGUGGCAGUCGACAUCGCCUUUCUUCUGUAUUUCAACGCCAGACCAGGUGUUCAGGUGGAGCGAUUUCAGUGUUCGUCCGGAGGACCUGAGUACGUAUUGGUGACGCCGAGCGCUGGACUGCUGUUUCCAGCUGUAGACUUUGUACGAGAGGCUGUGUCGAAGGCGGGGGCAGAGGAGGUGGACGUCGUGGUGCUCAACUGCCGCCAUGUGACCCGCGCGGACUUUACCGCGUCCCAGGGCAUCCAGUCACUCUUGCAGGACCUCAAGCGUCAAGACAAACAAGUCGUGUUUCAUAACCUGCGACCUUCCGUUGCCAAAAUUCUGAGCCCCACAGAGAAACUACGCACAUCAAACAGUGAUGUCGAGCUUGAGCAGCUUCUUAAAGGCCUGAAGUAUCAAGCAGCAAAUGAAAGCAGCAAAGAAUACACGAAACUAGAGAUGGCUGAAGUGUCAACAGGGCAAGAUAAUGUUCAACUCCAGCCAAGUACUGAACAAAAUGACACGAGAUUCUGAUUUUGCACAUGUCAAGGCUGUGAAAUUGCAGUCUCUCCUGUAUAAUGUGAAAAUGGGGCAGAUUAUUGGCAGCUCUGUGAUUUGCAAUGAGAGAGAUCUGAGAUUGAAUGCAGAGAAGAUGAAAAGUUGGUCACUGAUGACAUACUAGCACCCUUAAUUUGACCCAACCGCUGCUCACAUAUCUUUCUGCAGGUUUGUAACCAUGACUGAUGCAUUAGGCUACAUUAGUAUUUGUUGUCCUAUGUCCACUGUCUGUGGUAUAUUUGAUGUAUACGACAUUUCGAGAGUAUGCUCAUCUGAAGACGACAGCAGAGUCUUCACCCAAAAUAUGAACUUCAAACAAGAGGCAACAUCCAACAUAAUACUGACACCACUGCUCACAUAACGACCAUGUAGUCAGUUUUAAAAAGAGCAAGAAAUACAGAUAUAGCAUAAAGUAAUUAAACCUGGCAGUUCUGUAGUUCUGUCCUUAAUUUUCUUCAUAAAACCCCUACCUGUGUACAUGUGAAAUUGUACCUGUGCUCAAGUAAUUAUGAACUUAUAUGGUGGAAUUGAGGUAUAGAUAAAGUACGUGUAUUCUUGACUUCAGAACUGUAUGGUGAGUAGUCAGCUUCACACUCCAGCCUCACUACCCCAUGUACCCUUCAGCAAGGAGACUGGAUAUUCCCCUGUCUGUCAGUAUAAAUGUGGAGUCGAGGAAAAGAAUCCCUAUCCAGAAUUGAAACCUAAAAAUAAAAUUAGAAUAACAUUCUACCCUGAGCAUGGAGGCAGCAGGUUUCUCUGAAAUGUUGGUAAGCAUUUACCAAACUACAUAGCAUUAUAUUCCCAAAGAUGGCAUCCAUAUUAAUAGUACCAUAAAAUGGAACAACAUUCAGGAAGCUUGACAUUAAUCUAUAAAUUGUGUUUACCGACUGAAAGCUCUCUCUUGAUCUCUCCUUAACACAGUGACAAGGAUAUGUUUUUCAUGGAGAUGAAGUUGCUUUCUGGUUUUCCUUCACCUCUUUCUUUCAGGCAUUCUUUUGUUUUUCUUUCUUUCCUUUCCUCUUUACUUCAUUUC
Molecule: messenger RNA, 3161 nt
Organism: Cryptotermes secundus
Lineage: Eukaryota; Metazoa; Arthropoda; Insecta; Blattodea; Kalotermitidae
Product: sodium-independent sulfate anion transporter
Exons: 11
Coding region: 272-2104 (610 amino acids)
Biological process (GO): transmembrane transport
Cellular component (GO): membrane
Molecular function (GO): sulfate transmembrane transporter activity
Source: RefSeq, a predicted model, not a curated record